This is a messenger RNA of Octodon degus (degu), 1625 nucleotides long. It is a transcript of the gene Ube2u, whose product is annotated as ubiquitin conjugating enzyme E2 U (putative). The transcript is spliced from 13 exons. The record is from RefSeq and is a predicted model, not a curated record. NCBI's taxonomy places the organism in Eukaryota, Metazoa, Chordata, Mammalia, Rodentia, Octodontidae. Bases 332 to 1570 code for a protein of 412 amino acids.
ACGCUUGCUAGCCCGUCCUGACGCUUGCACGUCUCCCUCCCUCUUCAUGCGCGACUGCGGGGGCUCAUUCAAAUUUGUCUUGCGGAACACGCAGAGAUGAGCAGGACCUCAGUUUCCCUACCGGAAGCCCUUGGGUAAAGGGGUCCGAGGAGGAAAAAAGUUACCGUGCUAUUUCAAACUUAGAAGCCGCGCAUCCCGGGAACGUUCGGGGUUCCAGAAAAUAGUCGCUUUCCGUCAGUUCUUGGGUGUAUGGGAGGGGGGCCCCAAUCCCCAGAUAAGUGGCUUUCAAUAACCCUGAGCAACAGGACGGGACAGACCCCGGCUGCUGGCCAUGUACAGCCGGGCUUAUUCCUUGCUCCAGAGAGACUUCAGAGAGCUCAUGAGGAAAAGUUAUAAGGGCAUCACUGCUUCUCCCAUCAGUGAGGACAUGAUGCAGUGGAAGGCGGACAUCCAAGGUCUGCAGAACUCACCGUGGCAGGGAUUAGUUUUUGAACUUGCGAUACAUUUUACACCAGACUACAACUUUGUCCCUCCGGCUGUGAGAUUCGUAACCAUUCCUUUUCACCCAAAUGUAGACCCUGAUACUGGUGAGCCCUGUAUCGAUUUUUUAAACAACUCUGCUAAAUGGAAUUCAAGGUACACGCUGGGCAGCAUCCUGCUUGCCCUACAGGUUAUGCUUUCUAACCCAGGGUUGGAAAACCCAGUGAAUUUGGAAGCAGCCCAAAUGCUGAACGAAGAUCAAUCCAUGUACGAAGUAGUACUUCAAAGGCUUUUCCAGCGAUCGUUACAGUCGGAAGAGGGCUGCCUCCUGCUGCCUAAACCCUCCCAUGAGCUCGUCAGCGCUGAGAACAGAACCAAGGGCCGCGUGGGUGCUAGGCAAGUGCUCAACAGCCAAGUCUUUCUAACCCAUCACAGGAAAGGCGUCAGCGGUGGUGCGGUGCCUGUGCGGCGGCUGCAGAAUGGGAGGGUGAGGCAGCUACUGGGGAGGCGACCCGUGUGCUCUGUGAAGAGCUUCGUGCACAGAAGCCCGUUACUGGCCCGAGCUUGCACAGUGGGUCUCUGGGGCUCCAGAGGAACCAUGGAGGCCCACCUGGCUCGCCUGCGCUCCCGCGUCAGGCCAUCCAGAGUGAUCUCAUUUGAUGAUUACCACAAGACCUGGUGUGGAAUAGCCACGUCGAAAGCCACAGAAUCCCACAGAAGGCCACUGCUUGAAGACCCUGACCUCACCCGACAGUAUUCUAAGUGGAGGGAGAAGGAUCUACGGUGUUCUGAAGAAUGGAAGCUUAAGUUUGCCGCCACCAGGUCUCGGUGCGCCCGAGAACGCAGAGCGCCUGCUAUGGCCAGCCCCGCGGGGAAGAGGACCCACGCCUGCCCCAGUCCAGAAGAGCUUCCACCUGGGUCACAACCGGAAGCAGGCCACAGCCCCGGGACCGGGGACCCGGAGGAUGACUCGUCGGAUGAGGACCUGGCGUACAACUACUACAAGCACAAUUCCUGGGAAGACGAAGUAGACGACCUGGUCGCCUGGGCCGACGCUCUCGACACGGACGCCUUGGAGGACUGGGACUGACUCCAGGCCGCCUGCCGCAGCGCUCGGCGCAGCCUCCGUGGAGCCGCCCCCUGCA